AUGAUCAACAACAAUAGAAAAGAAAAGAUUGAUCAUCUAUUACGAAAUUAUGACAAUAUUCGAAAUAUUAGUAUCAUUGCUCAUGUGGAUCAUGGUAAAUCAACCCUAACUCGGAAAUUGAUUGAAGAAAAUAAGUUUGCAGAUGAUUUGGAAGCAAAUCAUGAUGAAAUUGAGAAUAAUUUAUCAAAUGAUUAUAGUUUGAUUUAUGAAAAUCCAACCAAAAAAGAUGAUCUUCAUUUGGUCAACUUGAUUGAUUGUCCUGCUUUUAUGAAUUAUCAAACGGUCAGUGCAAUGAAUAUUAGUGAUGGAACUAUCAUUGUUGUAGAUGCAGUUGAGGGUCAUAGUCCAACACAAACAUUGGUUAGACAAGUUGCACAAGAAAGAGUAAAACCUAUUCUUUUCAUUAACAAGAUUGACCGUCUCAUUAAUGAGUUACAAUUGACUGAGGAGGAAAGCUAUCGAAUUAUUGUUAGAAUUAUAGAGUCUGUUAAUGUCACUCUUUCUGCAUAUUCCAAUGAAGAAUCGAAUAGUUAUCUUCUUGAUCCAGUUGAUUGUAAUGUUGUGUUUGGUUCUGCUAGGAUGGGUUGGGCUUUCAAUCUCAAUAACUUUGCUCAAUUCUACAGUUCAAAAUUUAACAUUUCAAGAGAAAAGUUAAUCAAAAAGUUGUGGGGAGAUUAUUACUAUGACAGGUCAAUUAAAAAGUUCACAAGACAACCCUAUUCGUCCACAACAGGUCAACAAUUGAACCAUACUUUCUCUGAAUUUAUAUUGGCACCAAUUUUUAAGAUUUUCAAUCUUGCUCGAGCCCACAUUCCCUCUGAUCAAGGCAUGUUAUCAGUUGGAUUUGAACAAACUCUAGAUACACUAUUAAUCCACCUUUCUCGAGAGGAAAAGAAAGGAAAUUCGAAACAGCUCAUCGAGGUCAUUAUGAAAAAGUUUCUUCCUCUUCGGAAAUCACUCAUUCAAAUGAUUAUUGAUCAUUUGCCUUCUCCCAAGGAAGCUCAAAAAACCAAAUAUGAUAUUCUCUACACUGGUGAAGACUUGACAGAUCCGUAUGCAACUGGAAUCAAGGAAUGUGAUCCAUAUGGACCAUUGGUUGUGUAUGUGAGUAAGAUGUUACCACCAAAAUGCACAUACAGUGGUGAUUCAAUUGCUUUGGCUCGUGUCUUUUCAGGUUCUUUCUCUCAAUCGACAACAAUUAGAAUAUUGGGCCCCAACUUUAAAACCAAGAAGGAUGUUUUUCAUACAAGUGCUGCAAGAUUAUUAUUGCUAUCUGGUACAAACAUUGAGUGUAUUGAUAGAGCGUAUUGUGGCUCAAUAAUUGGUAUUGUUGGUUUGGAUAAGUAUUUUAUCAAAUCGUGCACAUUCACAGAAGAAGGUGGAGUUGCAUGUAUGCCAAUUAAGGGUAUAAGACAAUAUAUGAGUCCUAUUGUUUCGAUGAGUGUUGAGCCAACCAACCCUUCAGAUUUGCCAAAUUUUGUUGAGCGUUUGAAACAACUCAUACAGAGCAAUGUUAAUUUAUCAUGCAAGUUCAAUGAUUCAGGACAAUGUGUUCUAGGUGCAGAAAGUGAAUACCAUUUAGAAACGUGUCAUUUGCAAGAAUUCACAAAGGAUAUUCAGAUCAAAAAAUCACCGUAUUUCGUUAAUUUUCAUGAAACUGUUUCUAGUUAUCCUAGUGAAGAAAUGCUAAUGAGGAAAAGUCCCAACAAACACAACCGUCUAUACAUGCAAGCGGAACCUAUUAGUGAAGACUUGAUAGAAUUAAUAAGUGGAGAUCAAUUUCCAAUGGAUGAACAAGAAAAGAUAGCUGAAAUUAUGGAAAAUGAUUUUGGAUGGGACAAGACUAUUUCAAAGAAUAUAUGGAGUUUCGGCCCAGAUACACACUCUAGAACCAACAUACUCGUCAAUGCAUCCAAAUCAACUAGCUAUCUUAAUGAAAUUCAGCAAUAUGUAACGAUAGGUUUUCAAAUAAGUACUGCUUCGGGUGGUUUGUGUGAUGAGGUCAUGAGAGGUGUUCUUUUCAAAUUACAUGAUUGUCAUUUGCACGCCGAUUCCAUUCACAGAGGAGCAGGUCAAUUGGUUGGAGUUAGCGCUAAACUCAUGCUCGCUAGUCAACUGAGAGCUGAACCAAAAUUAGUAGAACCAAUGUAUCAUUUUGAGGUUCAAUCCAAUGAAUCAUUCACAAGUUCAGUUUACAGAGAUAUUUUUAACAGAAGAGGUAAUAUAAUUAACACAACAAUAAUUAAUCCAUCUCCCCUUGUGGUCAUUUCUGGUUACCUCCCUGUGAUUGAAAGUUUUGGAUGGGACGAGAAACUGAGAGAAGAAUCUCAAAAUCAAACAUUUUCUCAAUUUAGAUUCAGUCAUUGGCAAGUUAUGCAAGAUGAUGUUUACAAUCCUCAAUCUAAAGCAAACCAACUCAUCAAAGAUGUUAGAAUAAGAAAGGGCUUGAAGGAAGAAAUUCCUCUCUACACUGAUUAUUGUGAUAAAUUGUAAUUGAAUAGUAAUAAAACUGCAACUUGGACAUU
Messenger RNA from Naegleria gruberi, 2525 nucleotides. RefSeq names its product elongation factor 2. Gene Ontology annotation, biological process: translational elongation. Lineage: Eukaryota; Heterolobosea; Eutetramitea; Acrasida; Naegleriidae. The record is from RefSeq and is a predicted model, not a curated record. Bases 1 to 2493 code for a protein of 830 amino acids. The transcript has a single exon. Gene Ontology annotation, molecular function: GTP binding; GTPase activity; translation elongation factor activity. Gene Ontology annotation, cellular component: cytosol; ribonucleoprotein complex.